Messenger RNA from Myripristis murdjan (pinecone soldierfish), 5445 nucleotides. RefSeq names its product protein kinase N1a (gene pkn1a). Gene Ontology annotation, biological process: protein phosphorylation; signal transduction. The record is from RefSeq and is a predicted model, not a curated record. Bases 842 to 3640 code for a protein of 932 amino acids. Gene Ontology annotation, molecular function: small GTPase binding; protein serine/threonine kinase activity; ATP binding. The transcript is spliced from 23 exons. NCBI's taxonomy places the organism in Eukaryota, Metazoa, Chordata, Actinopteri, Holocentriformes, Holocentridae.
UCCCCUCCCGUCAGCAGCAGCAGUCCCCUCGCAGUUUGAGUGUUGUGUGAUGUACUGUGUCCAUCCUGUGUGUUACAACGAGCAACGACGCUUUUUUUUAAUUUUCAUGUUUUUAACGUUUUCACUCGGUGUGAUAUUCAAGGUAAAUAUCAGGUGUGGAUAGUUUCGCUCGUGUGCGGGGAAGCAACACGGCUUGAACAAGACUGACAGGCGGCUUUUGUGGCAUGUGAUACAGGCAGAGACUGACUGAGGCGUGUUCAUGUUUCACGGAUGUUACUAGAGAAGAAGAAGUGGUGGAAAAGGCUUUACACUUUGCCCUGCCAUCUCCUGUUUUGUGUGGAUGUGACUAUCAACGGUCCGAUUCAGCUCCACACGACGGAGGCGGAUUUUUUCCCUUUUUUUUUUUUUACGGAGCUCUCUUGCUAGCUGUUGAAUGGCAAGCAUCCAGAGAAGAGGAACAAUGACUCCGCAGCUCAACACUUCUGUUCCGCUGCUGUUUUUCUGAGGACUUUUAAUUGUGUGUUUUUUUAAAUGCACAGACAGUGUAUGGUCUUCACUGCGUUGACUGUUGGGCAAACGUUGAGCACAAACGGACAGGGAGGAUCAAUUCAGGCGCGGUCAGGCAAGCCAACAAUGCGGAUUACCUCGUUUGCCAUUGUGUCAAUACACUGAGCAAAGUUGAGAUAACACUCAACUGAACGGGCGCCGGUCCUAGUCACAAUAUCUCUUCAUUUUAUUAUCCGGGAGAGGGGACAGUGCAUUCAAGUGAGGGACAAAUCCCUCAUGUGUCGAGGCUGUCUGUGAACCCGCACUCACUCACAGCAGAGCAGCAGGAGCAGCGAUGGCGAACGACUCCAUGCAAAGUGACCCAGGCGGGCUGUCGGUUCUGGAGCAGCUCGGUCUGGACCACAACUCGGAUUUCUCAGAUUCCAGUGUGCAGCAGCGCCUGGAAGAGCAGCGUGAAAGGAUCCGCCGAGAAAUCCGGAAGGAGCUAAAGAUUAAGGAGGGAGCUGAGAACCUGCGCAGGGCCACCACCGACAAGAGGAACGCACAGCAGGUGGACAGUCAGCUGCGGAGCUCCAAUCGCCGGCUGGACAACCUGCAUGCUCAGCUGCAGGAGCUGGACGCACACAUUGUAGUGAAGGGAGGCGAUGAGAUUAAAGAUGAGUGUCCUCAGUCUCCAGGGGCAGAGAACCGCACAUCAGCCCACAAGGAACGCAUCGCCGCCUUGGAGAGACAGCUCAACAUCGAGCUUAAAGUCAAACAGGGAGCUGAGAACAUGAUCCCCAUCUAUGCCAAUGGAUCUACAAAGGAUAAGAAGCUGCUGCAGACGGCCCAGCAGAUGCUGCAGGACAGUAAGACCAAGAUUGAUAUCAUCCGUAUGCAAAUCCGCAAGGCUGUGCAGGCCACCGAGCACAAUGAUGACACACAAGGUAACCAGGACCUGUGUGGAGUGGAGCUGCGUAUUGAGGAGCUGAGGCAUCACUACAGGGUGGAGCACGCUGUGGCCGAGGGAGCCAAGAAUGUCCUCCGAUUGCUGGGGGCCAGCAAGGUGCAGGACAAGAAGGCCCUUUCUGAGGCCCAGUCCCGUCUGAGUGAGGCGUCUCAGCGGUUGGACCUGCUGAGGGACUCUCUGGACCAGCGCCUAGCAGAGCUGCCGGAGGACCAUCCCAAGGCCAGCGUCAUCAAAGAGGAGCUGGUCCUGGCCUCCUCGCCUGCCUUCAGCUCCCGUCAUGGCGCACCCUACCUCCACAACCAGUACAGCACCCUGAGCAAGCCCUCCCCUCUCACCGGUACCUUACAGGUGCAGCUGCUGGGCUGUGUGGGGCUGCUGGAGGUCGUCCCAGGUCGCAGCAAAGGCACAGCCGUCAUGCUGCCCUGCUACAGCCCUGGAGACACCAGGUCCUUCAUGAGGGGCAGCAAGGGACUGUACGGACGCAGCGGCUCUGUCAGCGGGAAGACGCCCAGCAAGACAGACGAGCUCUCCUUGGAGGUGAGUGCGGUGCUGAAAUUAGAUAACACCGUGGUGGGACAGACAGCUUGGAGGACUGUGGGAGAACAGGCGUGGGACCAGACCUUCACCGUGGAACUGGAGAGGUCGAGGGAGAUGGAGAUUGCAGUGUACUGGAAGGACUACCGCUCACUGUGUGCUCUGAAAUACCUGAAGCUAGAAGAUUACCUGGACAAUCAGAAACACCGAGUUCAGCUGGAGCUAGAGCCACAGGGGCUGCUGCUUGCUGAGGUGACCUUCUUCAACCCGGUCAUUGAGAGAGUACCUCGCCUCCAGAGGCAAAAGAAAGUAUUUUCCAAGCAACAAGGCAAGGCGUUCCUGCGGGCUCGUCAGAUGAACGUGGACAUCGGGACGUGGGUGAGGCUUCUUAGGAACGCCAUUCCCACCGUCAACAACACAGGAACCUACAGUCCCAACGCGCACAACCUAUCACUCAACACAGGGGAGAUCUCAGUGGAGAAGCUCAGUCUGGACAGCGACUCUCCGAUUAGGGGCGAUUACAAAAGAGACACGGAUAUACACACUCCGGAGCGUUUGCCAGUCAUCGAGCCCUUCUCCCCCCCUGACCUCACCCCCGAGUGCCCCGUCCGAACCCCCUCUGUUAGCAGUAAGCAGAAAAAAGAUCCUUUGUGCCUCCAGGACUUCAGGCUGAUCGCUGUGCUAGGCAGGGGACACUUUGGCAAGGUGUUGUUGUCAGAGUACAAGAAGACAGGCACAAUGUACGCCAUCAAAGCCCUGAAGAAAGGAGAUAUCAUCGCUCGGGAUGAGGUGGAAAGUCUGAUGUGCGAGAAGCGCAUCUUUGAGACAGUGAACACGUCACGCCAUCCAUUCCUGGUCAACCUGUUUGCAUGUUUCCAGACGCCAGAGCAUGUGUGUUUUGUCAUGGAGUACACAGCAGGAGGCGACCUGAUGAUGCACAUCCACACAGAUGUCUUCACCGAGCCACGAGCCGUGUUCUAUUCGGCCUGUGUGGUUCUUGGACUUCAGUUCCUCCAUGACCAUAAGAUUGUGUACCGAGACCUUAAGCUCGACAACCUGCUGCUGGACACAGACGGUUAUGUCAAGAUAGCUGACUUUGGACUGUGUAAAGAAGGGAUGGGUUAUGGAGACCGUACCAGCACUUUCUGUGGGACCCCAGAGUUUCUGGCCCCUGAGGUCCUAACAGACACAUCGUACACCAGGGCAGUGGACUGGUGGGGACUGGGGGUCCUCAUCUAUGAAAUGCUGGUGGGAGAGUCUCCUUUCCCAGGCGAUGAUGAGGAGGAGGUGUUCGACAGCAUUGUGAAUGAUGAGGUCCGCUACCCACGGUUCCUCUCCACUGAGGCUAUUGGCAUCAUGAGGAGGCUGUUAAGGAGAAAUCCAGAGCGAAGAUUGGGCUCUGGUGAGAAGGAUGCAGAGGAGGUGAAGAAACAGCCAUUUUUCAGGGCUGUGGACUGGGAGGCGUUGCUGCAGAGGAAGUUGCCCCCUCCCUUCGUUCCCACCAUUGGCGACAAGGAGGACGUCAGCAAUUUUGACGAUGAGUUCACCACUGAACCCCCGACCCUCACGCCUCCCCGCGAGCCCCGCACGCUCUCCCGCAAAGACCAGGACAGCUUCCGAGACUUCGACUAUGUCUCCGACCUCUGCUAGAUGGGGAUUCAGAGGCUCGGCGGUCACAGGGGCCGUGAGGAAGGUUCGAUUAGAAGGCCUCAUAGCGAUUUCGUCAGGGGCGGACUGACAGUCUCUACUGAUCAACACGUCUGUCUGACUGUCUGCCCGCCUUCACACUGUGAAUGAAUGUUAAGAGACUGAAGAUGGUUGGUCUGUGAUGUUUUAUGUGUCUGUAGGGAUUAGGGACCUUGAACUGAGAAAAUGAGAGAAUUAAAAGCUGACGGGGAAAAUGAAGUUCUAUCACAUUUUUCUACAAAAGCGAGGACAAAUAAAUAUGGCGUUGGACGCACCACCUCCUCCGUUUCUACACACGCCAGUGACUGCUGUAACGAACCAGCUCGUACUUAAUGUAUCUUGCAAAACAUUUGCCCUUUAAAUGCCUCCUCCCAUAAUCUUUUGUGUCAGUGUAGUUCUCUGUCCAGCUGUGAGAGGAGGAGGAGCUCGCUGUCGACUGGGGGCUGACAGUGACAGGGGUUUGGUGCAUGGCCUCUCAUACCGAUGCCUUACAUUUCUACUUGUUCCAUAGAAAUGCAUUUUGUUUUUAUUUUGUGGUCCAUUGUGUACACUUGUGGUUCCCUGGUAUGCAAGAAGAGUGAUGAGAUAUGUUACAUGAAUAUUCAUAAAUGUUAUUCUCUGAAAGGGGCAAUUUGUCAGAAUGAUCAAGUGGAAGCAAGUGGAAUCAGUAAUGCGCAGAGAGAAUUUGUGCUCGUCAAGGUUUUUCAUCACUCAGAAGAACAAUCACAUAUGUAUCAUGAUGAGAGUAAUACUGAAUCAUGCUGACCAAGGUUAGCCAUCUAAUGUGUGAAUUAAGGGGUAUAGAACCACUGCUCAAGAGACUGUAAGACUAUUUCAAAAUACAAUCCCUAAUGCUUUCACAGCAAUAGACCUAUUUGUAACUUCUUUUUUUUAUUAUUUGUGUUGCUUGAAAUUUUAGUUUAUAUGACAAAGGUGUUUUUAAGAGUCAUUUAAUGAAAAGUAACUUGGGAAUUACAAGGAGUUGAUAUCAAUGUUGUAUCUUCAGCCCACACUUGUGCUUCUGGUUCACCAAAACUUUUCCAAUUCUCCAUAAGCAUGGACAAAUACAUGGCAUGCAUUCCAAAUUCAUUGAAUUAGCAGUUCUUAAAUUGAAUGAAUGAAUCCAAACACUACAACUUGAUGUACUUUAUGAGAAUGAGACAGAAAUCCCGCCAGUCAUCUACUGUACAUGCAUCUAUUGUUCAGGUGUCACUUUAUUAGAACUUCACCGACCAACAGGUUAAAAACUGGUUCUUGAUCAGAUUAUUGUGGUGGCUUCACGCGACAUUACAGGGUUUAGUUUCCUGUCUUGUUAAGAUCAUCUUUGUUUCACUGGAAACCAACUUGUAUCUCAGAGCUAAAUCCAAAUGCUUUUGUGCAAAUCUGGACAGCUGUCAAAGCAAAAAAAACAAGACUGUGUCAUUAGUCGCUUUAACACUGCAGGGCCAAGUGGAGAUUGUCAGCACAACUUAAAAGUAUAUCCCAGCUGACAGGUUCUCUGGAUUGACAAUGCGUUUCUAAAACGACGUGAACAUCAUCUAGGGUAAACAAACUCAUAAAUGUCAUAAGAAUGAGCCAGUGGCUAGGUUUGUUUCACCCUGUAAUGGAAACCAGACUCUAAUACCAUACCUUGUCUGUGUUAGGGGGAAGUUUGUUGUGAAGGUGUAUGUAUGAUGGUGUGGAUUUUACCUAUCUUGUGUACGACAAUACAAAACCAUGUGAAAGUAUGAGAUGAGUUAUUUUAUAAAGAAAACCUGGUGAGAAAAUCA